AUGCGGCAAUCAUCUGAAAUUAAAUUUAACGUUGGCAGUGACGAUGAAAGGGGUACACUAGGCGAAGAAAUGACAGUUGCUGACUAUUUUGCUAAAAAAUAUAAAAGAACAUUAAAAUAUCCAGAUUUACCAUGUAUCAAUGGAAUGGCCGGCUCAAGAAACCAAGCCAAUUCGUUACCAAUGGAGAUAGUUAAACUCGUGGAAUGGCAACGAUGUUUCAGACCAUUAGAUAGUGUUCAACGAAAACUUGUUACAACAAUGUCGAGUGCUGGACCCAAUGCGAGAUACCAACAAAUAAUGGGUUAUGUUCAUGACCCUCGUAUUUUACCAGCGCCCGAAGUAAUAUAUCGCGCACAGCAGCAAGAGGACGUUGUGGAACAUGUUAGUAUCGGUAAAUGGGCGAUUCGUGACCACUUUUAUACAGUACCCGAUAUUCAAAAAUGGGCAGUCUUGUAUUUUGCUGAUGAAAAGCCAAAUGAAGUCGUGAUUAAUGUUUUAAACGAGUUUUUAUAUGAGUUAACAAAAGUACAGUAUGAAUUGUUUUCUUAUUCUUAUUUUCUAGUUUAUUUUAUUUUGUUUAGCUUCUCACUCGUUUUGGUAUACAAUUGCGUAAUAAGCCAUACAAAACCACAAAACCAGCAAGACAAACAGA
Molecule: messenger RNA, 652 nt
Organism: Didymodactylos carnosus
Lineage: Eukaryota; Metazoa; Rotifera; Eurotatoria; Philodinida; Philodinidae
Source: the annotation of a GenBank genome assembly